This is a messenger RNA of Drosophila bipectinata, 2414 nucleotides long. RefSeq names its product rhomboid (gene rho). The record is from RefSeq and is a predicted model, not a curated record. Gene Ontology annotation, molecular function: serine-type endopeptidase activity. Gene Ontology annotation, cellular component: membrane. Lineage: Eukaryota; Metazoa; Arthropoda; Insecta; Diptera; Drosophilidae.
UUGACGCGGUCGAGACACAUGGAUAGUCAGUUAGCUCGCUGUUGAAAAAGAAGAACGACGACGUGUGUGUGGGUGCAACAGCAGAAAGAUACAAGAUACAGAAACCAGAAAAUACAACAAAAUAAAAUAAUACCUCUCGGAACAAAUAUCUCGAAAAUGAUUUUUCGAAUUAUCUGUGAAGUUGAAAUCGAGUUCCGAACCUGUGAGAAAAGUGGCAAAGUGAAAGAACAACAUUUGGAUUAAAGGCAGCAGCUGAAGCGAAACCCUCGUAUUUCGGAUAAUAUCAGACCUCAGUGGAGGAAAAUCGAGAAGAGCCCAAGAAUUUCUUCUCCGGCGCCACAAGAAAAAGGAAAAGCGAGAAACAAAAUGGAAAAGCCAGCGAAUGUAAACGAAACUAAAGUGCAGAUGGAGAAGGAGCCAGUUGAGGCCGCUCCCGCCUCUGCCCAUCAAACGGAGACCAUCAUUGACAUUCCCCCCGUGUGCUCCGCCUCGAACUCCUCGUCCUACGACACGGACUGCAGCACGGCCAGCAGUACCUGCUGCACCCGCCAGGGCGAGCACAUCUACAUGCAGCGCGAUCCCUGCCACGUCCCGGCCACGCCGCUUCCGGAGGCGUGCGGCGAGGAUCUGGACAUGCUGAAGUACGAGCACCGCAAGCACUGGCCCUGGUUCAUCCUGGUGAUCUCCAUCAUUGAGAUUGCAAUCUUCGCCUACGACCGCUACACCAUGCCCGCCCAGAACUUCGGGCUGCCCGUCCCGAUUCCGUCGGACUCGGUGCUGGUCUACCGGCCGGACAGGAGGCUCCAGGUGUGGCGCUUCUUCAGCUACAUGUUCCUGCACGCCAACUGGUUCCACCUGGGCUUCAACAUCGUCAUCCAGCUGUUCUUCGGCAUCCCCCUGGAGGUGAUGCACGGCACGGCCAGGAUUGGCGUCAUCUACAUGGCGGGCGUCUUCGCCGGAUCCCUGGGAACGAGUGUGGUCGACUCGGAGGUGUUCCUGGUGGGGGCUAGCGGUGGUGUGUACGCCCUGCUGGCCGCCCACUUGGCCAACAUCACCCUCAACUAUGCGCACAUGAAGAGCGCCUCCACGCAGCUGGGAUCAGUGGUUAUCUUCGUAUCCUGCGACUUGGGAUAUGCUCUGUACACCCAGUACUUCGAUGGCGGAGCCUUCGUCAAGGGUCCCCAGGUGUCGUACAUCGCCCACCUCACAGGAGCCCUGGCGGGACUCACGAUCGGCUUCCUGGUGCUGAAGAACUUCGGGCACCGGGAGUAUGAGCAGCUCAUCUGGUGGCUGGCGCUGGGCGUCUACUGCGCCUUCACCGUCUUCGCCAUCGUCUUCAACCUGAUCAACACGGUGACGGCCCAGCUGAUGGAGGAGCAGGGCGAGGAGAUCACCCAGCACCUGCUGCACGACCUGGGCGUGUCCUAAGCGCCAGGACCGUGCCCAGGACUCAGGAGAGAUUGAGAGACAUAGCGAGUUCGUGGCGAAGGAUGAAAAGAAAAGUUCACUCUGCGAUUUAGUUAAAAACUAAAUUCGAAUUAAUUGGCUUUUGCUUUUCGGUUAGCAUUACCGUUAUCGUUAUCGUUACCGUUACCGUUACCGUUUGCAGUUACCGUUAACCGUUUCAGUUCCGAAAACACAAACUCAACUCAAAACUAAUAACACUGAAAGAAAUACUAUAAACCGAAGCCGAAACGUGUAAACAAAUGUUGUGAUAGAACCAAAGACUGAAUUUAUUUCGCGUGUAAAAACCAAUUAAAAGAUUGAGGAAACAGAUUCGGAGCGGAGCAGUGGGAUCCUCGGUGGAAUCACCUCUCACUAUGAUUUAAAUUAGGCAAUUCGUUUCGCCUGUUUUCUUAAAAAACAUUUAUUUAUUGGCCGCAAUUAACUCUGAAUGUAUCGAAGCUGUAUCGGGUGUUUAUACAUCCAUAACUCGAACUAUGUACGUAGUCCUAGCGAUAGUAUCUGUAUCUGUAGGUAUAACUAGCUCCCUAACAAAUUGUUUCAAAUUGUAAAUACUAUUAAGUCGCACACUAGUCAGCAAAACAAAGGAAAAGGCAAAAAUCCGAUGGAAAACCACAGCAAAGAACCAUUCAGUUCAGAUCAAUUAAGCAAAUCGAAUUAAAUUAAAUUAAAGUCACUUAAUGCGUUACAAAAUCGAGCAAACAUUUAUCGUAAUCCCCUCUUUAUCGGAAAACCAACCACACCACACCACACAAAAGUAUUACUAAUUAUAUUUAUUUAUUGUAGGGCAAGCGAGGGUUUAUUAAUUUGUCAGUCGAGCCAACUAUUUAUUUAUUUAUUUAAUAAUUUAGUGAAAUUCACACAAAACCAAGCACGAAAAAACAGGAGGUCAGGAGGAGAAAAACAAACUAAUUCAACUGUAAAGAAUAUCCAAUUGAAAAUACACACGA